AUGUCAACAAAAAAACUCCAAAGUUUUAUUGAUAUCAUCACUGGAUUCCUUGGAAAAUCGUCGUCAACAACCUUUAGUCUUCCGAUUAUUGACCUCGGCGUAUACUUGAACGAUAAGGAUUCUGAACUGGCGAUUAAUGAAUGUCGCAAAACAGCAGAUGCAUUAAGUAAAUAUGGUGCCUUAUUGGUUAAAGAUCCUCGCGCAAAGGAAGAUAACAAUUCCGAGUUUUUAGAUUUACUUGAAGAUUAUUAUGCUCAACCUUUUGAAAUAAAACUUAAAGACGCACGUCCAGAACUUGAAUAUCAAGUUGGUGUAACACCUGAAUUAAAAGAAGAACCAAAAUGUAAAAGUGAUAUUAAUUGUCACAAGAUGAUUGAAAAGAUGCCAAAAAAAAGUCGACCUUCGAUUCCGAAAGGACCUGAUCCAAAAUGGAGAUUUUUUUGGAACAUUGGAGAAUUUCCCGAGAAAACCGAGUUUCCGCAACUUAAUGCUGAAUAUGCUGUUGUUGUACCCGAGGCUUUUAAGGAUAAAUGGUCAAGAAUCUUGGAUCAACGAGGUGACCAAUUAUAUCAAGCGGUUAUAAAGGUUGUAGAAAUGACAUCUGUUGGAUUUGGAAUGCCUGCGAAUCAUUUGCCAGAUCUUACAAAAAAAGGUCCACAUCUUCUAUCACCUACUGGAAGUGAUUUGAAUAAAUACGGAAAACUUGGAACCAUAUUAGCUGAAAAAAUAGAAGUUCACGUUCCAGAUGGACAUUUUUUAGUUCAAGCCGGCAAACAAUUUGAAUGGUUGACUGGUGGCAAUGUUAAGGCUGGUUAUCAUGAUGUAGUCGUGUCAGAAGCCACAAUCAAGAAUUUCACUUGA
Molecule: messenger RNA, 861 nt
Organism: Entrophospora candida
Lineage: Eukaryota; Fungi; Glomeromycota; Glomeromycetes; Entrophosporales; Entrophosporaceae
Source: the annotation of a GenBank genome assembly